Molecule: messenger RNA, 6922 nt
Organism: Mugil cephalus (flathead mullet)
Lineage: Eukaryota; Metazoa; Chordata; Actinopteri; Mugiliformes; Mugilidae
Gene: zmiz1a
Product: zinc finger, MIZ-type containing 1a
Exons: 25
Coding region: 451-3792 (1113 amino acids)
Biological process (GO): protein sumoylation; regulation of transcription by RNA polymerase II
Molecular function (GO): SUMO ligase activity; zinc ion binding
Source: RefSeq, a predicted model, not a curated record
CCGCCGAGCACGGCUCUCUCUGGUAACUGAAUAGCCAGUGUAAUCUGACACUUCAACUUGCCGUGCUCUACGGUAGUUGAUUCAGUCACUCAGUCACACCGUCUCCGGAGCUCUCACGUCCGUCUUUGUGAAGUGAGCGGAGCGGGAGAGAGGGGCAGCGUAAACACGAGGUUCGGAGGGAACAAUACGCGGCUUCGCCACUGAGGUCCGAGCUCAAAAUCACCACUUAAGGAGAGGUCAGCGAGGGACCGUGCGUGAGGAAUACAUGAAGGGUGGGGUGGGGGUAGGGUGGCGACCACAGCACCAGUACCACCGAGGCCAAAGUUCACGCAGACUCGCUUUGUGAUCGAUGAGGAUUAAGAAACUGAUUUUGUCUAACAGGAAACACAGCGACGUCCUCAUCCAAACUGAGUAAAGAACUUUUAAUGGAGUCCCGGUAGAGGCGUCAAGAUGAACACGUUACCAUCCAUGGACCGGCACAUCCAGCAGACCAACGACAGGCUGCAGUGCAUCAAACAGCACUUACAGAACCCGGCCAACUUCCACUCGGCGGCCACAGAGCUGCUAGACUGGUGUGGAGAUCCCCGGGCCUUCCAGCGACCUUUCGAGCAAAGUCUCAUGGGAUGUCUGACGGUGGUGAGUCGCGUGGCUGCUCAACAGGGGUUUGACUUGGACCUGGGCUACAGGUUGCUAGCCGUGUGUGCCGCUAACAGGGACAAAUUCACCCCCAAGUCUGCAGAAACCAGCACCUGCAGGAGAUGUCAGAGUGACUCAGCCUUGCUGUCGUCGUGGUGCGAGGAGCUGGGUCGUCUCCUCCUGCUGCGUCACCAGAAGAACAGGCAGAACGAACCGCAGGGGAAAGUCCCCAUGCAGCCCAGCAUGAACAGCAUGAAGCCAGGCCUCACGCACAGUGAUGGAUCCUUUCCCUAUGACUCUGUUCCCUGGCAACAAAACGCCAACCAGCCCCCUGGGUCAUUGUCCGUGGUUACAACAGUGUGGGGCGUGACCAACACGUCGCAGAGUCAGGUGCUGGGUAACCCAAUGGCUAACAGCAAUAACCCCAUGAAUCCUGGGGGUAACCCCAUGGGCUCAGGUAUGUCCGCCAGUGCACCAGGGCUCAACUCACCCCAGUUCAGUGCUCAACAGCAACAGUUCCCAAACAAAGGAGGAUCCAACCAGUCGUACAUGCAGCAGAGCAUGUACGGCAGGCCUGGCUACCACGGCGGGCCGGGUGGAUACAGCGCGAGUUACUCUGGAGGCCCGAAUGCCCCACCAGGAGGCAUGGGAAUGACAUCGCACACACGUCCUCCUGGUGACUUCACUCAGCCAGCUGCCGCCGCUGCAGCUGCUGCUGUUGCCGCUGCUGCUGCCACGGCAACGGCAACGGCCACAGCCACUGUGGCAGCUCUGCAGGAAACCCAGAAUAAAGAUAUGAACCAGUAUGGACAGAUGUGUCCGUCGUUCCAAAUGGGCCCUGCUCCAGCCUACAACAGCCAGUUCAUGAACCAGCCUGGUCCUCGAGGCCCCCCUGGAGGUAUGAAUCCAGCCAGCAUGGGAUCAGCCAUGAACAACCCUAAUAUCAGCGGGCCUCCAAUGGGCAUGAACCAGGCUCGAACCCCAGGCAUGACACCUUUUGGUGCUCACAGUCAAAGGAUGCCUCAACAAGGGUAUCCCGGAGGACCUCGACAGGGCAUGCCCAUGCAGGGGAUCAAGAGGCCAUAUCAUGGAGAGGGGAGCUACGGCGCUCAGCAGUAUGGGCCAAACAGCCAGUUCCAACCAGGGCAGGGGCAGUACCCCACGCCAAAUGCCUCCAGGCCUCUACCCUCUCCUAACUACCCAACCCAGAGGAUGCCAGGGCAACAGGGCCAAGGACAGUACGCACCUGGCAUACCCAUGGGGCAGUACUACAAGCAAGAGCCCUUCAAUGGCCAGAGCACCAACUUCUCCGGAGGUGGAUAUUCCUACGGCCAAGGCAAUGGGCCUCCCAGACCGGGUAACUACCCCCACUCCCCGGUCCCUGGAAACCCCACACCCCCUAUGACCCCGGGAAGUAGUAUUCCUCCGUAUCUGUCGCCAAACCAGGACGUGAAGCCCCCAUUUCCACCCGACAUGAAACCAAAUAUGACAGCACUUCCGCCCCCUCCAACUAACCCCAAUGAGGAGUUGCGGCUGACGUUCCCAGUCAGGGAUGGAGUGGUGCUGGAACCGUUCCGCUUGGAGCACAACUUGGCCGUCAGUAACCACGUCUUCCAUCUCCGACCCUCCGUCCACCAGACCCUCAUGUGGAGGUCCGACCUUGAGCUGCAGUUUAAGUGCUACCACCACGAAGACAGGCAAAUGAACACCAACUGGCCUGCCUCCGUCCAGGUCAGCGUCAACGCUACGCCCCUCACCAUCGAGCGGGGAGACAACAAAACCUCCCACAAACCCCUGCACUUGAAGCACGUAUGCCAACCGGGCAGGAACACCAUCCAGAUCACGGUUACCGCCUGCUGCUGUUCCCACCUGUUUGUGCUACAGCUGGUCCACAGGCCAUCUGUGCGAUCCGUCCUCCAGGGGCUCCUGAAGAAGAGGCUCCUUCCUGCAGAACACUGCAUCACCAAGAUUAAGAGGAACUUCAGCAGCGUGGCAGCCUCUGCGGGCAACACCACCCUCAACGGGGAAGACGGCGUGGAGCAGACGGCCAUUAAAGUGUCGCUGAAAUGUCCCAUCACCUUCCGACGCAUCCAGCUACCCGCGCGAGGGCACGACUGCAAACACGUCCAGUGCUUUGAUCUGGAGUCGUACUUGCAGCUCAACUGUGAGAGGGGGACGUGGCGGUGUCCUGUGUGCAAUAAAACAGCAUUAUUAGAAGGUCUGGAGGUGGAUCAGUACAUGUGGGGAAUCCUCAAUGCCAUCCAAAAUUCUGAGUUCGAGGAGGUUACUAUAGACCCUACAUGUAGCUGGCGACCUGUCCCUAUUAAGUCUGAGCUACACAUCAAAGAGGACCCGGAUGGACCGCUGGCCAAGCGCUUCAAGACCAUGAGCCCGAGUCAGAUGACCAUGCCCAACGUGAUGGAGAUGAUCGCCCAGCUAGGGCCUGGUCCCGGCCCGGGACACGGACCGGGACCCGGACCCGGUCCAAGUCCUUACCCUCCACACCAUGGUCAGCACGGCAGUGGCAACGGCGGAGAUUACCCGGGAGCAGGCAACAGUUACCACAGCCAAGGGAGCUUUGACUUUCCUCACGGGAACCCCUCUGGUGGUGGAGUCGGAGGAGGUGGAGGAGGAGGAGGUGGCGGAGGAGGAGGACCACCUAUGAACGACUUCAUCCACGGCCCCCAGCUCUCCCACCCCCCAGAUGGACCUGGUGGUGGUCUGCUCUCCCAGGACAAGCCCCUCAGCCAUGGCAUGAACGAUCCAAUGUCCCAUUCUGAUCAGUCCCAUAACUCCAUGCAGCAGAGCUUGCAUGCGUCUCCCCACCCCGGCAGCCAGACAGGGCCGUCCUUACAUCACAGUGGCCACUCAGGGCAGCCCUUGCAUCACAGUGGCCAACCCUCGCAGCCGCCUCGCCAGUCGCAACCUCAGCCGCAGCCUCAGCACCCCGGGCAGAACAGUCACCCCCACAGCGAUCUGAACUUUAACCCCUCCUCAGACGGGCAGAUGGGUCAGGGAGCGCAGGAUAUGCCUGAACCCUCCCUGGAUCUGCUUCCAGAGCUGGCCAAUCCAGAGGAGCUGCUCUCGUACCUGGACCCCCCCGACCUUCCCGCCAACAGCAACGACGAUCUCCUCUCCCUUUUUGAGAACAACUAGCCCCUUCGCCUGCCUCACAAAACCCGCCUGCACCCACGGGGGUCGCGAUGUGUUUGACUAUCCGUCCACGGGCGCUUCACCGACCUCAAACGCAUCGAGCAGCUUUCUGUGCUCACACACACACACACACACAUACAAAAACACGUAUAAACAGUUUCUCUGUGUGGCAUGGGGAGCACAGCUCAAUAGAGGCACCUGUUUGGGAACUCCAACGGAGAGAACAGGAACGCCGCUCUCCUCUGCACUCUUUUUUUUUUUUUUUUCCUCUCUCGUGCAAAGAUUCCACACACCAGUUCCACCGCCUCUGACUUAAAACCAUUUACAGCCAUGUUGAUGGGCACUAUAUAUAUAUAUAUAUAUAUAUAUAUAUGAUAUUUGUGACUUUUCAACUGAAAACUGUGCAGCUAUAAUCAUUACAUGUAAACAACACAGAGGAGACAGGAGCCUUUGUGGGCUCCAGGAAAAGUGUUGUAGUUUUUUAUAAUUCUUUGAAGACCUAGUCGGAGGAGAAAAACAUUUUCCUGUAAGAUUGUUUUUAUUUCAAAUGUGUUCUUCCAAAACUUUGGCAUAUGCCGCGCCCUUUGACCCCCCCCCAUACUUCCUUGUGUGUGUGUGUGUUUGUGUUUGUGUUUAUGUGUGUGUGUGACGGUUGAAUAACUGGAACUCAUCCGAAAUCCACGUUGUGCAAUGUGUGCGUGUGCGUGUCAUACAUAUGCGUGUCUGUUUACAUGUCCUCCUUUGUUUGCCUGCGAGCGUACGUGAGAGACAGCGCGGAGAGAAAGCUUUGGAGACUCGGAGGAGGGAAGGAAAACACUGAGUGGAAGAGAAAGAAAACUGGACUUCCCCCUCCGCCUCGGUCUGCUUCGUGUAUUUAUUGUAAAACGUGUCGCUCUUCCACAUCAAACUCAGCACCAUGUUGAUCACAAGUGCACGCGUGCCAACGGCUCCUGUUGUCUAUGUCCAGCCUAAAUGUGCUCGAUCAAAUCAUUUUCCCCGUCGUCUUUCUAUUUAUUAUUUCAAAUUCAUCUGUUUUAAUGUUGUCGUUGUCCUGGUUUGUGUAUUAUUUUUAAAAAAAUUUUUCUGUAGUUCCACAUUCAAAUGAAUCACAUCGCCACAGAUGUCCUAUGCUUUUUGUAAGGGGUGGGGUCUGGAUAUUAAUGUUGGUGUGACAGGAUUUUAGCGUCUUACAUGCGUCUACAGGAGUUUUUAAAUCACUGUAUUUUAUAUAUAUAUAAAAAAGAACAUCUGUGUGAUUUUCCUUUUGUCGUUUUGUUACUGUUGAACUGUAUCCCUUUCGAAAAAAAACAAAAGAAAAAAAACAUCCCGCAUGAUCCAACGGUGUUUCCAGAACUGUUGUAUAUACCCUUCGUGAAAACGUUGUGACUGUACAGUACUUGUACCUAACUAUUACUGGCAACUAAAUGGUACUGUGUGUCUGUCAAGGACUACACGCACGCGCACACACACACACACACACACACACACACACACACUCACGCACGCACAAUCCCUGAUAACCAGUCCGAUAUUGUAAGGAAUUGAUCCAAAUGCACUCUCACUGGCCUUGUAUCGAGUACCUGUGUAUUGUGAACGGUUUUUCCAUCACCCCAUGACAAUGCAUCAGCGACAAAGAAUAUUUGAAUUACUCUGCAGGAAAGCUGUACGUGAGUUAUUUUUAUUUUUUUAUAAAUAUAUAUAUAUCUAUAAAAAUGAUUGGUCAGCUUUAAAGGAGCUGUUGUUGUUUUUUGUUUUUUUUUUGUCUUGUCUAAAAGAUUGUCAAUGCAGCUUAGAGGUCCGCAUUUUUCCAAAAUGUUAAAUAUUAUUAUCAGACGUGACCUCUUUAUUUAAAGUGAGAAUGUGCAAAAAUUGUCCUCUGGAUCGUUUCGAGGCCUGAUGACGAGCUUUUGAUAACCAUGAUUGAUUUGUGUGUUUUCAUCACAGUUUGUAUUGUUUUAAGUUAUUAUUUUUGUCCAGUGUAUAAUUUGGUUUACACGGUUUUAUGCAGUACGGACAAUGAAUUUGAGAUAUUGCUAUUUGUUCUUGGUUAAAAAAUUUUUUUUUACCUCCCACCCAUUUACGUUUUGUAUCCCCCUUUGAAGAAAACAGAUCUGGCUUUGUUCGUCUUCAAAAUGUAUCAAACCACCUGCAUUUAACACAGCUGCAGAAUCAGACGUCGUUUGUGUUCGUUUGUAUGUUUGUUGAAGACAAUGCACUGCCGUAUUGGGAUGCUCUGUUUCCCUACACAGUGUGUAAUUAUAACAGUUUCACAACAUCACGUUUAGUAAUUUUGCCGAGUCAGUUUGUACCUGUCUGAUUGCAGACGCUGGAAAUUGAGUCGAGGGUUUCAAAAGAGAACAUGAUGAAUAUUGUAAAAUGAAAUUUUGGGGAAGACCCCCUUCUAUUUGCAUUACAUGGGAAGGACGUGGUCGUGGACUGGGGGCGGGGGGUUGGGCAUCUAAGGGAUAUUUGUAUAUAGUGUAAAUGACAAAUAGAGACACGUUAACAGAAAUGUAUUCAUUUUCUCCAGUGGGAGUGUGCAUAGUGUAUUUAGAAUUUGUAAAGCUUGCAUCCUCCCGUCAGACAUUGAUUUGGGAAAAUGAGUCUGUGUUUGAUUGCGUCUGUGCAGACCUCUCUAACCAUGCCUGUUCAUUUAUGUAAAAUACUUUAUGUACCCCUCCACGCGGGGUUUCAGAAAAGAAAAGACAUUUUUCCUUUGUGUAAUAUUAAACUUCUGUGUAUUUCGCCUAUUACCUGUGUACUUUAUAAAGGUGCUACGAAAUUAUUGGAACCUUUUGAGGUAUAAUUGGGACUCAGAGACGUUGAGCUUUGAGCGGCUCUAAAGGGUUGUUUCCAAAAUUUACAGUUUGUAAAAAAAAACAUUAAAAAAAAAAGUUUUGUCAAAUUUAUAAUUUUUAUGCAAUUUGGCAAAAUAUGCUAUAAAGGUACAAUCUGAAGUGAUUGGCACAAGUGGCAGUUGUCUAUUUGGUUUUGUACAUUCUAUGUACAAUCAUUUCAUAUUCUAAACUGGUCGGAAGAACAUUGUGAUUUCUAGUCUUGCAAAUCUGUAUGUAGUUAGAUGACGUGACAUCCUAAUAUUUAUCUAAUAAAUAUGUAUUCAGAUGAAACACAA